AUGGCAUCGAGAAUCGCCAUUAGCUCUCUACGAGCUGCAGCUCGGCCGCGAGCGGUCUCUGCCAUUCCUCUCCAUUUUCGGGCCAUGGCCAGCUCUUCCAACCCACCACCUCCAUCUGAACGCGCCUCGGAAAUCAUCAACAAGCUUCCUGAGUCCCCCAACCUGAUCACAAAGGCGGGAACCGCUGUUCUUGGCACCGGUGUUGUCGCUGCCGCCAUCUCUUCUGAACUCUACGUUGUCAACGAAGAGACAAUCCUGCUUGUCGGCUCUCUCAUUUUCCUUACUCUUGUUGCACGGGCUAUCCGCCAGCCAUACAGCGACUGGGCUGAUGCUCAAGUUGCUCGUAUCAAGGGUGUUCUCGACUCGGCCCGUGCUGACCACACCCAAGCUGUUAAGGAUCGUAUCGACAACGUUGCCCAAAUGAAGGACGUCGUCGCACUCACUCAAAGCCUUUUUGCCCUUUCCAAGGAGACCGCUGUGCUUGAGUCUGAGGCAUUCGUCCAGAAGCAAAAGACCGCUCUUGCCGCUGAAGUCAAGAGUGUGCUUGAUAGCUGGGUCCGAUAUGAGCAACAGGUCAAGGAGAACGAGCAGGCAGAGCUUGCCAAAAGUGUCAUAGACAAGGUUUCUGCCGCAAUCAAAGACGAAAAGACGCAGAAAGAGAUUCUUUUGGGUGCCGUCGCCGAGAUUGAAUUGCUGGUCAAGAGCAAGUCUAUCUAG
This is a messenger RNA of Mycena indigotica, 717 nucleotides long. RefSeq lists its product as uncharacterized. Gene Ontology annotation, molecular function: proton transmembrane transporter activity. The record is from RefSeq and is a predicted model, not a curated record. NCBI's taxonomy places the organism in Eukaryota, Fungi, Basidiomycota, Agaricomycetes, Agaricales, Mycenaceae. The transcript has 6 exons. Gene Ontology annotation, biological process: proton motive force-driven ATP synthesis. The coding region runs from base 1 to 717 and encodes 238 amino acids.